Molecule: messenger RNA, 458 nt
Organism: Cokeromyces recurvatus
Lineage: Eukaryota; Fungi; Mucoromycota; Mucoromycetes; Mucorales; Mucoraceae
Exons: 2
Coding region: 165-368 (67 amino acids)
Source: RefSeq, a predicted model, not a curated record
UGCUGCUGUUGUUGUUGUAUUGAUGAAGGUGGACGUGAAGCAGGAUGUUGAUUAUAAGGAUAAUAUCCAGAGUAAGACUGUGAGUAAUUAUAAUUAUAUGAAGAAGCACCUGGUGGUGUAACGCCUGGUGGUGGUGGUGGUGGUGGUGUUGAUUGCUGCUGUUGAUGAUUAACUCCCGGUGGUGCUGGAUUUACACCUGGAGGUGCCUCUGUACCUGGUGGAGGCGGAUAAUUACUAUAUUGAUAAUAUUGUUGGUAAUAUGCUUGUUGCUCCGGUGUUUGAUAUUGCUGAUAAUAUGCAGCGUAUUGUUGCCAUUGUUGUUGCUGUUGUUGCUGCUGCUGAUGUUGGCUAUUAUUAGUAUUUGUUGACCACGGAGGGUUAACUACUGAAUUAUUUUGUGAGUACGACAAUUUGAUUUUAUUUUUACCUACUUUUGAGCUUUACUAAUCUCAAAAGAA